Molecule: messenger RNA, 1306 nt
Organism: Gossypium raimondii (Peruvian cotton)
Lineage: Eukaryota; Viridiplantae; Streptophyta; Magnoliopsida; Malvales; Malvaceae
Product: protein OSB3, chloroplastic/mitochondrial
Exons: 7
Coding region: 76-1068 (330 amino acids)
Biological process (GO): mitochondrial DNA replication; positive regulation of helicase activity
Cellular component (GO): mitochondrial nucleoid
Molecular function (GO): single-stranded DNA binding
Source: RefSeq, a predicted model, not a curated record
AGGGUUUUAACUAUUAAACCUCAGUUAAGCCGUAGCUAUUUUUCUUCUUCUCCACCAAAAACACCACUCAAAACAAUGAACUCACUAGCAAAAUUCGCAGCUUCACAAUCACAUAAUGCCUCCAGAAGGUGGCUAGCUUCGCAGCUAUUCACCACUUCAACCGCCGCCAAACGCUGCUCUAAAUCCGGCAUACUCUCCGACACUAAACCCCCAACAGCACAGGAAUGGCCUAGGCCUUCUAAGAUACCUUACCAACCCAAGGCGGCUAAUUCCGUCACCCUUUCCGGUUACAUUAAUAUGCCCGUACAAUUCGAAGCUGCUUCCGAUGGGAAAUUCUGGGCUGGCACUGUUAUUUCACAGAACCCUUCCCAUGAUUCUCCUCCUCUUUGGAUUCCGAUUAUUUUUGAGGGUGAUUUGGCUCACACGGCUGCUUUUCAUCUUAAAGAAAAUGAUCAUGUUUACAUUGAUGGGCAACUCACUGCUGAUCCACCUUCUAAUGCAACUCGUAAUCAAGCCAGUGUCCAGGUUAUGGUGCGUGCUAUCAACUUUGUUGAUGAAUCAUCUCCCAAGACAAAAAGCAUUGCUUCUGUUAAAACCAAAAGGACCUCAAGGCAUUCUGAUAGUACUGGGAAAGAUGCUGAACCUGCAGCGAAUACAUGGAGAGAUCUUCUAGAUAAUCCAAAAGAAUGGAUGGAUUACCGUGAACAUAAGCUUAAUGGAUCAGUAAAACCCAAAUAUCCUGAUUUUAAACGCAAAGACGGUGUUCAUUCACUUUGGCUCGAUAGUGCACCAAAGUGGGUUGUACCAAAACUUGAAGGACUGAAAUUCGAUAUUCCUAAAGUGAAACCACCCAAAGAUUUAGUGGAAGGAUCCUGGAAGGACUUGGUUGAAAACCCGAAUAAGUGGUGGGACAAUAGAUUGCAAAAGAUAAACGGCAAGGUGAAGGAAAAAUACCCCGAUUUCAAACAUAAAGAAACCGGCAAGGUUCUAUGGGUUAGUGACAUGCCAACUUGGGCGGAAUCUAAGUUGCCGCCUUUAAAUAGUAAAAAAUGGUCCGGCAACCCAUGAAAGGGAAUAGGUAAGGCUAGUUUAGCAUUACUUUUGUGGUCGACAAAGAACUUUAGGUUGGUUUCAAAGUGGAAUGAAACAGAUUCAUUGUUGAGUUGACACACUGAGCAACGGGGGUUAAAAGUUGCAUUCUUUGUGACUGUUAUUUUGUCUUUGUUGUAGCGAUUAAUUUACUUUUGUUCAAAUACAGUAUAUUAUAUAUAUAUAUAUAUAUAUAUAUAUCUUUUGCUCCCUCAAA